Molecule: messenger RNA, 3257 nt
Organism: Centruroides sculpturatus (bark scorpion)
Lineage: Eukaryota; Metazoa; Arthropoda; Arachnida; Scorpiones; Buthidae
Product: leucine-rich repeat extensin-like protein 5
Exons: 6
Coding region: 423-2015 (530 amino acids)
Molecular function (GO): nucleic acid binding; zinc ion binding
Source: RefSeq, a predicted model, not a curated record
GAUACCUGUAUUGCAUAUAUGAAAAAUAAAAUAGAAGUAUUCUAGUUAUUUAAAUAAUAUUUGAAUUAUAUAUAAAAUUAAUAAUAAUAACUUUAUUGUUUAGUACUGUACAAUCACAAACAUCUGCCACGCCACCAGUCAGAUCUCCUAUUUCUUCACCUGUAUCAUCACCUUAUGUUUCUCCUCCUCAUUCUGGUUCAAAUUCACGCUCAGCUUCACCUUGGAUUCAGCGGCCUGUUCGAAACAGCGUUGAAGAGAAAGACUUUGCAACUUUUGAACGAUUUUUGAAGAGAGAACAUCUGCAUGAAUACUUUGAUAAAUUAAAGAAUUUUAAAUUAGAAGAUCUGAAGAUGACAUAAAGUAGAUUGAAAACGUUUUUGUUUUAAUAAAUGAAUUUUGGCUUCCAGUAAAAGUUACAGUGCAUGAGACAAGAAAAAAUUGAACAUUUGGGAAUUUCUAAGUCUGUUGCUGGAAAAAUAAGAAAAAUUCUUGAUAACCUUAGAAACUGCUCAAGUUUAAAUGGUGUAAGCAAUCACUUAUCAGGUAUUAACCCAGUUACUGCCAGUAGUAUUUUGUCAAACCAAGGAGCUAUUAAUCAAAUUAGUAGUGAAAGUUCUCCAUCGUGUUCCGAAUACUCCAGUCCUCCUGCGAGUCCACCUCUUGCAGAUACUUCCCAAAAUCAACAGGGUUUAGAAAAACUAAGUUUAGAGGAGAGUAUAAGUGAAAAAGGAAAUAAUUCAAAAUCAGAAAAUGAAGCCAUUUUGCAGCUAGGAGAAGAUAAACAGAAUUGGUCUGGAAAAUGUGUUGGUGCAAAAUUAGAAGAAAAUCAGUGUAAUAAAGAGAACCGGAUAGCUCUGGGAAUUGCUCCAUCUCCAGUAACUUAUGCUCCUGCUGUUCUACAAAUUCAUCCCAAUGUUCAAAAACCAAAUCAUUUGCCAGUUCAUGGUAAAAAUAAUCCAGCUCCACCUCCUUUAGGAACAAGUACUGUGAUUUUUGAAAAUGGUCAAUAUACAAACUUUGGUCUACCCAGUGCUGUUUCUUUUUUAUCUCACAGUAACAUUCAACGAUCUCACAGCGGAACUCCAGAACGAGUACUUCCUGUAUCUACAGUUGUGACCGUAACGACUGUUUGUCCAUUUCCAGUCACAUCUGGGUGCACAACACCAACGUCCUGUAUGGCAACAUAUCGAAAUAGUGGAACUGGUACAAUGACUACAGCAUCUCUUGCCACUAGGCAUCACUGUCCAAAAAAUAUUUCUUCAAUGCAAACGAUGGUUAUAGACAGUGAAAACAACCAAAAAAUGCACCAACAACCUGACAUCAUUCCCACUCAUUAUACAUUAACACCCACUUAUCUGCUUCCACCACCACCUCCAGUAUCCACUCAUCAUAGUCAACCGGCAACCUGUACUUGUGCAUGUACAGUUACCAGUUCUUCAGUUCCAUCGUCAGUGACUUCGUCGACUCCAACUCCCGGUACUGCACAACAACCACCUCAUCCUGUUUCAUUACCAUUUAACUGUGUUGGAUUUUUACCCCACAUCUUCCCUCAGACAUUCCCAUUUAUACCUACACAUAAUAAUUCUCCAGCAAAUGGUUUAAUAUCACCAGCUAUGACACCUCCUCCUCCAGUCCAUAACUUUCCAUUUCCUCUAGCAAAUGGACUCCCUCCAGAAUUAAUAUAUGCGAGACAGUCAUUUCCCAUGCCUCCUCCUUCACCUAGUCCCAGCUCGGUACCAUCUAAUCCAGUACCUAGUGUAACGUCUGGAACCGUGAGUUUUGCAGGUGGCAACUCGUGCUAUUCAAAGUACUGUCAGUCGACAAAUGGUGGCGUUUCUGCAAAAAUGACUUGUUAUAACUGUGGAAAAGUUGGACACCGAGGCACCGACUGCAAGGAAUCUGCUCCGGAUGACGGGCAAUUUCAAUUGAAUUAUGCUCCUGCAGCACCCUGUAGUUUGGAUACUCAGGGGAAAGAUGAUAUUUGGAGUAAUGUAAUUGGGGCUGCUAGCCAAUAAUAAUUGAUCAGUAUUUGUAUGGAUUGCACUGUCUGCAGAACUUAAUAGCACCAUUAACAAACCACCCAAAGUGCUUUUUGUGUUCGUUUGACUGUCAAACAGAUCAGCUGUUGUAGUUGCAGCUUAAAAGAAACAUUCAGUCAGAUUUUAUAACUGUAUUUUAAUAUUAUAGUUUUAGGUUGUGUAGAGUGACAUUUUUAUCAUUUGCUCAAAAUUGUAAUUGCACUAAAAGUUUACUCAUUUCCUGUUAAUUGUUUUUAUUCUAAUAAUAAGAAUCCAAUCCGAAAAAAGGAUCACAGAGGAAACUACGUAAAGAAACCAUCAACCGAAGCCUAUGCAACCAUAUUGGUGCCACACCAGCUGAUUUCAACAGAAGUCAGCUUGUCCAUAAUAUUUUCAAUGGGAAAAAAAUUCAGCAAGCCUUUUUUAAAAGUUAACCAAAGAGAGAUUUGGUAUAAAAUUUUUGCAACGUGCAAAAAAUACAUUUAGUGCCUAAGAUUUGUUAGUUUCCUUGUGAUACAUCCUGUGUAUAUUUGUUUGCCUUUUUCAUAAGUUGCCAUUAACAAAGAAAGAAUAUAUUUGUGAUCAUUGUAUCAUUCCUUUCGCUUCGAAUAAAUGAAGAAGCUGUGUUGGAGAUUACAAUUCAUUCAAAACUCCCAUUCCAAACAGAGCCAGCCAGCCAGCUAGAGUUACACUCAAUGUGCCAAAUUAAGUUAAAAAAAAAAGGAAGAAAAGAAAAUAAGAAAUUAUUUUUCCCAAUCAAAGAUAUUGACUUUCUAGUCAGACAACUUGAGCAUGAUUGCGCAUAUUUUGUCAACAGAGGCUCUAAAAUCCAAAUACACUCAAUCACUUGGCUUUUUGCUUGUUAUAUAUUUGUCAUUGAUAAUGGCAAAAGAAAAAAAAAAGAAAAAAAACGUAAAAAUUCCCUGGUGCUUGUAUAUUAGAUUGUUUUAGAAACAUAUGUUCAUAUAUAGCUUUGGCUUGUUGCACACAGCAACAUAUAAACUGCUUGUCCUAGAUCAUAAGACUUCACACGUGUUUCUCAUUGUCAUUGUACAUACACUCAAAUUUAUGUUAAGUUAUCAACAAUUGUAAAUACUUUGUCACAAGUCCAGAAAUGACUCCUGUUAAUUAACGCGAAUGCAGGACAAAACAUAUUCCUUGUUUGCCAAAUUUUAUGAAUUGAAUAUAUUUCUAGGAAUGUCACAAUCUGAGACUUUGUAAUUAUUUUAAACAUUGAGA